Molecule: messenger RNA, 1440 nt
Organism: Cercopithifilaria johnstoni
Lineage: Eukaryota; Metazoa; Nematoda; Chromadorea; Rhabditida; Onchocercidae
Source: the annotation of a GenBank genome assembly
AUGCGUGACAAAUGUGAUUGGCGUGAUUUGGUGUAUAUUGUGGUAAGAAGUGUGCAACGACGUAAAGUCAAUACGGAACUGGAAAUCGUUAACGUUAAUGAAAUGGGUACUCGACAUAUCAUGCCGCUCUGUCGUUUGAUUUACGGAUCGUGCCGUGAAAAACUUCGGCAAGAUUCAUCUUUGAUAUAUGUUAAACGAAAAAGCGACAAUUUAUAUGAACCUUUGUUUGUCUUAAGAACAGAGAACAAUAAAUUGCUGGAUUAUGAAUCUAAACAAGGAAUAAUGCUCUUAUUCGAUGAUACUAUUGGGUCGCACAUAUCUAUACCUGAUAGAAUACUCCAACUCGUAUUCAGUUAUCUUUCAGUUCAUGAACUAAAUCAUGUCAGUCUUACAUGUCACGCUCUUAAGAAUGCAGUUUGCAAGUAUACGUUGACCGAUGCGCCAAAAAGAUUUGCUUGUGAUGUAGCAAAAGAUGAAGGCAUAUUGGGCAAGACACUAAGCAACAGCUAUGCCUGGGGAAAUUUGUUGAAGAUGUGUACAGUUUUUUGGCCUGCGCGAAGAAGACGAACCUUUAUGAAUCACUUUUAUUUGAAGUUCUGUGCGAACUGGGAUCGUCAAGCAUGCAGCGAAUUUUUAGAUUCCAUUAUACGUUUCACCGAUUCAGCGCGAUUACUUAUUGCUGUAAUGUCUGGUAAAGUUGGCAAACACCAUCAACUUGAAAUGGAGGUACGACGGCGCUUCCAUGGUUUCUUUAUUGAUCAGCUAGCACAGUCGGAAUCAGAGCAGGGAUUUUGGCUUUCUGCGCUUCUGCGCACUCAGAAAAGUAUCGCAGAACAAGGGCGAUUGUUCAUGCUCUUAUUCGGACCUGUAAAAUAUUUUCGUGGCGAGGAACGAAUUGAUUGGUAUUUGAUGUCGGAGACAAUUUUCACCAGAAAUCAGUGCGCCCAAAUUAUCAAACCACUGUCAUCAAAUCUGUAUUGUCUUUCGAAAACAACCGAGCUGAAGUCGAAGUUUUCGUGGAGCGAUUCUGAAAUUUUCACUUUGAUAGAAGAAAUAACAAGUGCACCACAAGUCUGGCUCUUUCACAAUUUCGCAAGCUUGCUCUUACUGCAACCAAAAUUAAUUCGAACCGCUCUAUAUUACAGAAUAUUUUAUGGGCAGUGUAAAGAAGCUGCGCAUAUGUUGCAUGCCAUGAAAACGGUAUAUUAUCGAUGGGGAUGUGGGAUUGUGGAAAGUUUGUUGGCACCUCUGCUAGAAACAUUCAAGUCCUUGAGUAAUGCGCAACGCCGACAUUUCCUUGCUGAAAUAAUUUUAACACAGUCGCACUUACUUGACGGAUAUCUUCGACGCUUUCCAUUUGACCGAAUGCAGUUUCUUGAUGAACUGACGGCAAGCAGUGCUAUUUUACCUCUUCUUUCGAUACUUGCCGGUGAUAUUUGA